AUGAAUCGUCCUCGGCGAGCCGCUGCUAGAAAACCAGAGGGUUACUAUUCCCCCUCCUCUUCCAUAGGAAAGGGAAAGGCCCGUUCCACUGGAAAGGUCCAGAAACAACGCGCAAAGAAAGGUCAGACCGAGCAAGAUGAAAGGGGCUUGAAUCUCCCUGCUCCUUCCCCUGCUCCUAUCAUUACGCCUGCACCUUUGGAUCCGGCCGCACUUGAAUUAGAUUUGCAAAAAUCCUAUGAAGGCCAGAUUCAACCGCCGUCGCUGCCAAAACGGCAAACAAGAUGGCGACAGCCGGCAACGAAUCCGAUUGUCGACCUCGCGGAUGUGCCACAAGGGUGGAAUUCCAAUGAACCCGAUCUUGAUCCUGAUGACUUGAUAUCUCAGAUUUCAAGGUGCCGUGAACGGAUUGGUGAUAAUAUCAUGAGCCAGAUGUUUCAAUUCAAGCUGGAUGGCUUAUUGAAAGAAAAGAAACGUCGCGAUGCGAUGAUGGCCUUGGAGCCGGUUGGCUUGAGUUGGCCUGUCGUCCAGCGCCUGGACACCCUUAAGAAGAUGUUGGAAUGGCUUCACAGCGAGAAUGACGAGUACGACCUAGUUGGAAAUGUGACAAACAUCAUGGCAGCGUACAGGUCAGGCCAAUUGAGAUGGAAUCCAGGCCUGGUUACCUACUGGUCUAAAGGCGUCCAACUCUGCCAGCCGAGGCCUUUCAGGUGGGAUGAAUUUGAUUUCAUCAAUGCUAAACAUGAAGGUCACACAGGCUUUUCGGUAGAAGGGCUUGAAGGACCAGGACCAAGCCCCCAAAUGAUGACACUAUAUAUAGCUACGCCAAUGCCUCAAUGUACAGGAAAAGGUAUUACUUAUAUGUUCAUUUCCGUGAAACCCCAAGAUAAGCCUACAGGUCCAGCUAAGCCCCUUGAAUGGAUGUUCCUGGAUGAUACUGGGUCUAGUAUCAUGACGGUCAAUAAAAGCAACAUCAACGACCUCAUGAAUUUCAAUGCCGAUGCCGCUGGAAAUAUCCCCUCUCCUCCACCAAUGUUAGGUGCCAUCUGCUUGGCAAUCGCUAAUGGAACAACCACUUUCAAUAUCUGCAGGCGACUUGAGGUUAACCUGCGGGGUCUCAUCGCCAGUGGCUACAUGUCCCCCAUAUGGCAUCCGGUCCAAGCCGCCAUUCACAAUGACGACAACGGUACAACGACACAGCUAUUGAGUGGUCCAUGGCUACGGCACAGGCUGUAUUCAGCGUCAGCUCCGGAUGGCUCUAGUAUGACCUAUUUUAGCGAAACGCACCCAACUUUGAUGGGUGUGCCGUGGUCAAAUGCGCUGGAUAUGAACAGAGUGUUACCAGACCUUCAACUAUAUCCAGCACCAGCAGGAGCAAGGCCCUGA
Molecule: messenger RNA, 1383 nt
Organism: Penicillium egyptiacum
Lineage: Eukaryota; Fungi; Ascomycota; Eurotiomycetes; Eurotiales; Aspergillaceae
Source: the annotation of a GenBank genome assembly